Molecule: messenger RNA, 1886 nt
Organism: Juglans regia (Persian walnut)
Lineage: Eukaryota; Viridiplantae; Streptophyta; Magnoliopsida; Fagales; Juglandaceae
Product: G2/mitotic-specific cyclin-2
Exons: 12
Coding region: 292-1590 (432 amino acids)
Biological process (GO): regulation of cyclin-dependent protein serine/threonine kinase activity; mitotic cell cycle phase transition
Cellular component (GO): nucleus; cyclin-dependent protein kinase holoenzyme complex; centrosome
Molecular function (GO): cyclin-dependent protein serine/threonine kinase regulator activity
Source: RefSeq, a predicted model, not a curated record
CCUUUCCUUUUUUCUUCUUUUUAUUGUUUUGUCCCUUUGUAUAAACAUAUGAAAACCUGAGGAAGAUUCAGAGAAUAGUCUGUUCACGAAAGAGCCAGAGAGAGAGAGAGAGAAAGAGAUCCACUUUGGGUUUCAAUGGAGUUUUCUGAGUAGUCUCUCUCUUCUUUCGUGUUUCAAGAAAAGAUCGCAUCACCGACUGAAAGACUCCGCUUGUUUGGUUGGAAUCAGUAAAGGGAGUCCGAGAAAUUCUUUGUUUUUGUUUCUGGAGUUUGCAAUUCAAGACCUGGAUAAAUGGCUGGAUCAGACGAGAACAAUCCGGGCAUUAUCGGACAGGCGAAUUUUCAAGGUGGAUUUCGUGCUGGAGGUGGAAAAUUUGGUUUGGGCGGUGGACACAAUCGGCGAGCUUUGAGCAGCAUUGACCGGAAUAUAAUAGAAGCUCCUCCUUACCCUUAUGCAAUCAACAAAAAUGUCUUUUCAGAAAAACAUGCAGAUCGCAAUAAGAAACCCCCAAUUCCGGCACACCGACCAAUUACGAGAAAAUUUGCUGCCCAGAUGUCCAAUAAGCAGCAACUUAUACCCGAGGAAGCUAAGAAACCACUGCAGUUGGUUCCAAAUCCUAGUGAGUCUGAAGAUUAUAGCAUCAUAGAUGUGGAAGACUACAAGGAGACUGAUGAUGUGCCAAUGUUUGUGCAACACACAGAAGCAAUGCUAGAGGAGAUUGAUCGAAUGGAGGAGGUAGAAAUGGAAGACAUAGCCGAAGAGCCGGUCGUUGACAUAGACAGCUGUGAUAAGAAGAACACGCUUGCAGUUGUUGAGUAUAUUGAUGAUUUAUAUGCACACUACAAGAAAGCAGAGAGUUCUUGCUGUGUCCCACCAGCCUAUAUAGCACAACAAUCUGAUAUUAAUGAGAGAAUGAGAGCCAUUCUCAUUGAUUGGCUGAUUGAGGUGCACUACAAGUUUGAACUGAUGGAUGAGACCUUAUAUCUCACUAUAAACCUGAUUGAUAGAUUCCUAGCCGCUCAGCCCGUGGUGAGGAGGAGACUCCAGCUGGUUGGAGUAACAGCAAUGCUUCUCGCCUGCAAAUAUGAGGAAGUUUCAGUUCCUGUAGUGGAGGAUUUCAUUGUGAUUUCUGACAAGGCUUACAGCAGAAAAGAAGUACUUGAGAUGGAGAAGCUAAUGGUCAACACCCUACAAUUCAAUCUGUCAGUUCCCACGCCAUAUGUGUUUAUGAGGAGGUUUCUCAAAGCUGCUCAAGCUGACACGAAGAUUGAGUUGCUGUCAUUCUACAUGAUCGAAAUGUGCCUAGUUGAGUACGAGAUGCUCAAGUUUCCACCUUCGUUGUUGGCUGCUGCUGCAAUAUUUACAGCUCAAUGUACUCUUUGUGGGUUCCAGCAGUGGAGCAAGACCUGUGAGUGGCACAGCAACUACUCGGAGGAGCAACUGUUGGAAUGCUCAAGGUUGAUGGUUAAUUUCCAUCAGAAAUCUGGCACGGGAAAGCUCACAGGUGUUCACCGGAAGUACAGUACAUCCAAGUAUGGUUAUGCUGCAAAAACUGAUCCUGCUAACUUUCUCCUGGGGACCAGAUUCUAGCAGCAGUGGCUGGCUCAAGAAACUAACUUUUUUACAAGGCAAUUGGGGCCUGGGGGGAAUGGGGUGUAAUUGAGCAACAUAAGUUGCCCCUGGGGCUUUUGAACAUUCUCUGAUAUGGUAUUCCAAAAUUUAGGGGUCUUUUGUUCUAUGUUUUAUUUGAACAUAGAGGUAUUUCCAGCUCUCUUUUUUUUUUUUUUUUGUCUGCGGAGGAAAAUAAGUUUAAGUUCUGUUGAACUUUUUUCCUGAGCAAGUUGUGUAUCAGAACUUGUUACGGAUAUUGUUCGUUUGUAUAUGCA